Molecule: messenger RNA, 6302 nt
Organism: Phyllostomus hastatus (greater spear-nosed bat)
Lineage: Eukaryota; Metazoa; Chordata; Mammalia; Chiroptera; Phyllostomidae
Product: zinc finger protein 260-like
Exons: 4
Coding region: 85-2385 (766 amino acids)
Biological process (GO): regulation of transcription by RNA polymerase II
Molecular function (GO): RNA polymerase II cis-regulatory region sequence-specific DNA binding; DNA-binding transcription factor activity
Source: RefSeq, a predicted model, not a curated record
GGCGCAGUGCUGUCCGGGUUCCAAGCGGAGGUUGUUCUCCUUCGUGAGUCUGCCUGUUCCCAGGUCACCAUAGGUGCUGGAAGGAUGUCCACCCAGCUUCCAACCAAGGGGUCCCUGGGGUCGGUGGCAUUCAGGGAUGUGAUUGUGGACUUCACCCAGGAGGAGUGGCAGCAGUUGAAGCCUGAGCAGAAGGACCUGUACAGGGAUGUGAUGAUGGAGAUCUACUGGAACUUGAUCUCACUGGGCUUGGAGACUGAACAGAACAUGAAUGAAGUGGACCCAGAGAAGGAGUCUUGGGAAGACAGACCAUCCAUUGCAAUGGUGGUAGAAGGACUCAUGAAGAAUGGUGCCCAGGGUUACUCCUGUGAAAAAGCAGAGAUGCAGGGUGACAGGGUGGGGAAGCAACACAGAAACACAGGGGCCUGUGUAGGGCCUUUGGACAUGUCCCAAGUGUUAGCUCCUGAGUGUUGUGAAUUUAAGACAUACAUCCACCAGAGCCAUAUGCCAGCCCCACCAAGAUUGGAAGGACCGAGAGGGCCAGGGAUGCACUGUUUCAGCAUGUGUGGGAAGAACUCAGGUACUUCAAGCCCCAGUCCUCCCUCCCAACUUUGUGCAGAGAAGAAGACAUAUAAGUGCAGACACUGUAGCAAGACUUUCAGUUCAAAGUCAUCCCUGUGGAAGCACCAACAAAACCAUUCCUUAGAGAAGCGGUAUGUGUGUGGGGACUGUGGUAAGGCCUUCAGCCGGAAGGAUAAGAGCAUUCUACACCAGAGGACGCACACUGGGGAGAAACCUUACAUGUGUGUGGACUGUGGCAAGUCCUUCAGCCAGAAGGGAAACAUCAUCCUACAUAAGAGAACGCACACUGGGGAGAAGCCAUAUGUGUGCGGAGACUGUGGAAAAGCUUUCAGCCAUAAAUCAGCCCUCAAUGUACAUCAGAGGACGCACAUCAGGGAAAAGCCUUACUCGUGUGGAGAUUGUGGCAAGGCCUUCAGAGAGAAUAGGCGCCUCAUUGAGCAUCAGAAGAUACAUACUGGGGAGAAGCCGUACAUGUGUGGGGACUGUGGCAAAGCCUUCAGCCAUAAAUCGAGCUUCUACAUGCAUCACAAGAUGCACACUGGGGAGAAACCUUACGUGUGCGAGGACUGUGGCAAAUCCUUCAGCAAGAAGGGUUAUAUCACCUUACACCAGAGAACACACACUGGCGAGAAGCCACAUGUGUGCAAGGACUGUGGCAAGACCUUCAGAGACAAUUGGAUCCUUAUUCAGCAUGAGAGGAUGCACACUGGGGAAAAGCCAUACACAUGUGGGUACUGUGACAAGGCCUUUAGCAAGAAAAGGUAUCUCGUCCUUCAUGAGAAAACACAUACCGGGGAGAAGAUACACUUGUGCAGCGACUGUGGCAAAGCCUUCAUCCACAAGAGGAGUCUCAUUGUGCAUCAAAGGACGCAUACAGGGGAGAAGCCUUAUGUGUGUGGGGACUGUGGGAAAGCCUUUAGAGAGAAUAGGCGCCGCAUCGAGCAUGAGAGGAUGCACACAGGGGAGAAGCCUUACGUGUGCAGUGACUGUGGCAGGGCCUUCAGAGAGAAGAGGCGCCUCAUCGAUCAUCACAGGACACACACUGGGGAAAAGCCAUACAUUUGCAGGAAAUGUGGGAAGGCCUUCAGCAACAAAAGGUGCCUUGUCCUCCAUGAGAAGACACACACUGGGGAGAAGCUGCAUUCAUGUGGAGAAUGUGGCAAAGCCUUCAUCCACAAAUGGAGUCUCAUUGUGCAUCAGAGGACCCACACAGGGGAGAAGCCGUAUGUGUGUGGGGAGUGCGGCAAGGCUUUCAGAGAGAAUAGGCGCCUCAUGGAGCAUAAGAGGAUGCACAUGGGGGAGAAGCUGCACUCAUGUGGAGACUGUGGCAAAGCCUUCAGCCAGAAAUGGAUGCUCAUUGUGCAUCAGAGGACGCACACAGGGGAGAAGCCCUUUGUGUGCAGUGAGUGUGGAAAGGCCUUCAGCACGAAAAGUCAGCUCAUCCGGCAUCAGAGGACGCACACCGGGGAGAAGCUGCACUCCUGUGGGGACUGUGGCAAGGCCUUCAGCCAGAAAUCUGGCUUCAUUGUGCAUCAGAGGACGCACACUGGAGAGAAGCCAUAUGUGUGUGGUGACUGUGGCAAGGCCUUCAGUCAGAAAUCCAGUGUCCUUGUGCAUCAAAGGACGCACACAGGGGAGAUGCCAUACCUAUGUGGGGAGUGCGGCAAGUCAUUUAGAGUGAAGAAGAGCCUCCUUGAGCAUCAGAGGACACACAUUGGGCAAACACCGUAUGUGGGCAAGGAUUCCAGCCAGGCCUUCAGAGAGAAUAGGUGCCUCAUCGAGCAUCAUGAGAUGCACACUAGGUAGAAGCAGUACAUAUGCAGGGAUUGUGGCAAGGCUUGUUGCCAGAACAGGAACCUCACUGAGCAUCAAAGAAUGCAGAUUUCAUCCCUGGCUGGUGUGGCUUUGGACUGAGUGCUGGACUGUGAAUCAAAGGGUCUCUGGUCCAAUUCCCAGUCAGGGCACAUGCCUGGGUUUAGGCCAGGUCCACAGUAGGGGGAUGCUCCUGAAGCAACCACACAUUGCCAUUUCCUUCCCUCUCUUUCUUCCUUCCUCUUUCUAAAAGUAAGUAAUUUUUCUUAAAAACCUAGGGAAAAAACAAUGUACCCUCAGGAGAAGGCAUACAUGUUAGGCUAGUACAGACUUGAGCAAGAACUCCACGUUCAGGAAGCACAGACCAGUGCAUACAGGGGAGUCCCCUGCCAGGGCUCCAUCUGCCAGAAGGACUUCAUGACAUGCUUAUCUCUACAAAAUCAUCUGACUAGCCCCACCUUGGAGAAUUGCGGCAAAACCUUCAUCUGGAACAUUUUGCUCCCCACCCACCAAGUGGUUUCUGUGGCAGACAAGCCCUACUACCAGAGUGGCAAGUGCAGGAAAACCUUCAGCAGGAAUUUCUACCUCAUGUGGCACAAAGCAAGGGAUUGGGGGGUUUUCGAAUCCACCCCGACUAGCUAGGUCCUGAGCUCAUGGGCCAGUGCCAGACUUGAUAUUGGAGCCCACAGGUAGGAAGCAAGAGAAGUCCUGAUCAGACCUGUCUUAGAAAUAUGGGUGUUGAGGACACACCAAGACAUUCUCACCCUUGAUUCCCCAGCAUCCACAGGGCCAGGUGCAAAGCUAGCCCCCUUAGAGGUCUCGUAUCUGGAAUGUGGCCAGGGGUCCUGUGGCUCCAGACCCAGAUCAAGUAAAUUUGUAGGAGCCUGGAUAACACAUUCCGUGUCUGGUCUCUGUCUCCUGUAUAGCAGAGUGGAGGGAAGAAAGGAAGAUGUGGAGGUAGGCUCCAUGGGGUCAUUGUCACUUUGUGACACGUGCCUGGAUCUUGUCUAAGGGUCAGGUGAUCACAUGUGUGGCUGUCCUCAUUAACCCCAUACCCAUCCCCCAGUAUCCUUCCAACAGUAGAAGGUGCCAGGUAUUUUAUGAGGGCAAGGAAAUUUUUUUUUCAGCAUGGGAACUAACAAUAAUUGUAAGAGAUGCCAUAGUAUCUCACAGGGCUGUGUAAGUUUUUUAAAAAUAGAACUUUACGUUAAGGGAGACCAAUGUCAUUUUAAACAAUCAUAUGCAAAAGGUACACGUACAGGUUGUCCUGUCAAAUUGAGUGUGAACACUUUAAGGGAGGGGAUCCAAAUACCCCACCGAAACCCCAGGAACCCUGAUGCACACACUGGUGCACAGUGUACGCAUCAUGGAUGAAAUGAGACAUUCACAUGAACUACUGUGUCCUGUGGAGGAAAAGGGACAGCAGGGCUACCUCUCAAGGGGAGGGUGCCUCGGAAGGGCCUGGCAACUCUCAAGAGGAGAGUGCACAGAUCCAUUCCUUCACGGGUUUUUAUUGGGUUUCAAUUUGCACAGGAAUACAGGUAAGGUUCAUUAAUCAUUGUCAUGCAGUAAGGAGCAAACAGUAGAUUGCAUAUAAAGAAUUUUGAGGCCUUAUUCUGAGUCAGGAUCUGUUAGCUCAAGGGCUACAAAAUUUGAGAAAACAAAUUCAUUUCCUGCUUGGGUCUUUAUCAUUUAAUUAAGGUCAUUCUUAGCAAAGCAGGUUUCACAGGAGUUUAUGUGUUCUUUCUCAGGCCUGAUCAUCUGGGGAAACCUGCCCUUUCCAGCAGAGGGCUUCGUGGCCCUCUGUGUUUCAGGAUUAAGUCAGGGAGAAGAAGCAAGGCAGCCAAGAGAUUAGGAGACUACUUGAAGACAGAAUGAGGACUCUGGCUUUGUUCAAAGCCAAGGGGCGAGGGUCCAUUACCUGCCUUUGCUGUAGUCUCCCAAGUCCUUCCCUUGGGCCUCCAUGUGGUUAUGCCUUUCAGGUCAUUCCCCCCUUGGGGAAUCUUAACCAUCAUUGGUUAACUGAUCAAGCAUUGGGGAUCAGUAAUGGAAAAAGGAGUACAAGCAGUGCUCCUGCCAGGGAGAUAAGCUUUGUCUCAUUAGUGGCUUAUGGUCCAAAGGUAGGUCACUCAACCUUAGCCAUGGAGGAGGGGUCGGAGGUGCUGGGGGUUAUAGCUCCUGAAACCAGGUAGGGCAGUUUCCAACACCUCCCUUUUUUUUUGUUUUUGAAUUGAAUCAAAGCUCUCAAGCCUGUCAAACCUGCUAUUUGCUGUUUCUGAAUGUGAUCUUAAGAAAAUCAUAUAUACGUGUGUGUGUAUAUAUAUAUAUAUAUACAUGUGUGUAUAUAUGUGUGUGUAUUUAUAUGUCAUAAACAACAAAUAAGGAUUAAGACAAUGGGGUACCGAAGGGCUGCUAGGACCCAAACUUGUAAAUUCAGUCAUUGGAAAAUGUUGCAAAUGGAAGGGAAUGAUAAAGAGUAACACGUCUGUUUACACUGUAAUCCUUGGGAGAAUUUGCACAGACUCCAGGAAGUUACUUUAAAGAUAUGCAGUAAGGGCUUGCUGUCUGAAAUCAGGGUGAGAAUUUUAGCAAGAGGAAGUCACAAAACAGCCUAGGUAUAAUGCAGGCCUAAUUUUCCAUGGGAGAACUUCUUCAUGGGUGUGGUCUUGUAUGUUGACUCAUCCCUGACUGGUUCUCCAUGUGGUUGCUGGGCCACAUUUCCACAUCUAGUGAAGUCGUUCCCUACAGAACCUAGCAAGCCUGCCCAGGUCUAUGUCCACCUAUCCCUCCCAGCCUGACAUUCCUGUGUUGGGAAUGGUGAGACCCAUUGUCCGUGCCCAGCCCUUCAGUAGGAGAGAUGGAGAAAGUGCCUGUUCUGCUGAAACCCAAACUUUUGCCCCCUCCCCAGAGGGCCAUUUAAGUUACAGGAGAAAAAUCCUCUCAUAUGACAGCAUCCUGAGAAAAUAAAGUACCUUCAGUCAGGCAGAGGCAUUACCUAAUCUAUGCCUCACCCACAGUCUAGGUCAUGUUUUACUUAAUAUUUCGUUACUGAUGUUCAUGGUGACCUAUUACCAAUAAUAAAUAGCAAGUGAUAUAAAAAUGAUGCUCUAUUAACAAUAAAGCAAUACAUAAAGCUUUUAUUAAUCAAUGGGAAACAAGUAACUAUUUUGUGCAGGUUGGUAUUUGAGAUGAUUCUGUGAAUGGCUGCUGAUGGUGCUGUAGCCUAGUGCCCUGCUCACCAAAAGGGUACGAUCCGGUGGUGAUCAAUACUUAGACUGUCUCCCACUUCUGUACAGUUGCUAAUCUACUGAAGUGCUCCAUGGGACAGACAGAGCACACUGGUUACCCACCUGGCCUGAAAGUGGGGCCCUGCUGGUGGCUCAGUUAGUGAAGCAUUGCUUGUGUAUGCCAAGGUUGCAGGUUCUAUCACUGGUCAGGUGCCUACAAGAAAAAAACAAUGAGUCCUUUGAUGAGUGGGACAAAAAAAUCAAUGUGUCACUUUCUCAAAUAAAAUGUUAAAAAGUGAAGCAGAUUCUUCUACUUGUGAGGUGAUCCUUACAGGAGUGUUGGUGAAACAGCCACAUUUGGGCCACUGCUGAUGUCCCACGGGAGGGAAGAACAGAUCCCCUGCCCAUGACUGAGUUUUAAACACAACAGGAUUCCAUGAUCGUGGGUGACUCAACGGGGCACACCAUGGGCUGCACCCAGACAAAAGAUGAACUGGAUUCAGCUCACUCAGUUUAUUUACACUGUAGUAAGUUGUCCUUGUUGAAUCAUUGUAAUAUUUUACAUUUACAAGCAUCACACUUUAUUCAUUUAACUCUUUGGGAAAUAUAGACUGUCAUUGCUCUGGCUGCUGUGGUUCAGUGGAUGGAACAUCAGCCAGCAAACUGAAAGAUUUCCAGUUCAAU